Molecule: messenger RNA, 3505 nt
Organism: Echinops telfairi (small Madagascar hedgehog)
Lineage: Eukaryota; Metazoa; Chordata; Mammalia; Afrosoricida; Tenrecidae
Gene: ABI1
Product: abl interactor 1
Exons: 12
Coding region: 554-1744 (396 amino acids)
Cellular component (GO): lamellipodium; intracellular anatomical structure
Molecular function (GO): cadherin binding; SH3 domain binding
Source: RefSeq, a predicted model, not a curated record
UUCUAAUUUCUUGCUCCUGAUGCUCACUAACUUUGAGGUCACGUAUAUGAAAGUAACACUGGAAGAAGAACGCUUAAAGUACCACAGACUGCCAAAAGAACAACCAAACCUGUCUGGGGAGAGGUACAGCCAGAACGGUGCUUAGAAGCAAAGUUGGAGGGACUUCAUCUCACGUACUUUGAGCAUAUUAUCAGGAGACACCAGUCCUUGGAGAAGAACAUCAUGCUUCGUAAAGUAAAGGGGCGGCACGAAAAGAGAAAGACCCUCAACAAGAUGGAUUGACACAGUGGGUGAAACAGUGGACUCACACAUUUCUGAGACGGCACGGUGCUGGGCAGUGUUUUGUUCCUGUUGUACCUAGAGUCGCUGUGAGUCCGAACUGUCUCAAUGGCCCCUAAGAGCAACAGACUGUCAGGCUACAGACAAGAGAAAAGCUUUAGAAGAGACCAAAGCCUACACGACCCAAUCCUUAGCUAGUGUUGCUUACCAAAUAAAUGCGUUGGCCAACAAUGUACUCCAAUUGCUGGACAUCCAAGCCUCCCAGUUGCGAAGAAUGGAGUCUUCCAUCAAUCAUAUUUCACAGACUGUGGACAUUCAUAAAGAGAAAGUGGCUCGAAGAGAGAUUGGUAUUUUGACAACAAAUAAGAAUACAUCAAGAACGCACAAAAUAAUAGCACCUGCAAAUAUGGAACGCCCUGUCAGGUAUAUUCGGAAACCUAUCGACUACACAGUUCUAGAUGAUGUGGGCCAUGGUGUCAAGUGGCUAAAAGCCAAGCAUGGAAAUAGCCAGCCUGCAAGAACUGGCACACUGUCGAGAACAAAUCCUCCUACUCAGAAACCACCAAGUCCUCCUAUGUCAGGCCGGGGAACAUUGGGACGGAAUACUCCUUACAAAACCUUGGAACCUGUUAAACCCCCAACAGUCCCUAAUGACUACAUGACGAGUCCUGCUAGGCUUGGAAGUCAGCAUAGUCCAGGCAGGACAGCUUCUUUAAAUCAGAGACCGAGGACACACAGUGGCAGCAGUGGAGGGAGUGGAAGUAGGGAGAACAGCGGCGGCAGCAGUAUUGGCAUUCCCAUUGCCGUGCCUACACCUUCACCACCCACUAUUGGGCCAGCAGCUCCGGGCUCAGCCCCUGGUUCUCAGUAUGGCACGAUGACCAGGCAGAUUUCUCGGCACAACUCUACCACUUCUUCGGCAUCUUCUGGUGGAUACAGACGGACUCCCUCUGUGACGGCUCAGUUCUCUGCUCAGCCUCAUGUGAAUGGAGGUCCACUCUAUUCUCAGAAUUCAAUUUCUGUUGCUCCACCCCCUCCCCCUAUGCCUCAGUUGACUCCACAGAUACCUCUCACAGGCUUCGUGGCCAGGGUGCAGGAAAACAUUGCUGACAGUCCUACUCCACCACCUCCACCUCCACCAGAUGACAUUCCCCUGUUUGACGACUCCCCACCUCCACCACCACCUCCUCCAGUGGAUUAUGAAGACGAGGAAGCUGCAGUAGUUCAGUAUAAUGAUCCAUAUGCAGAUGGGGAUCCUGCCUGGGCCCCCAAGAAUUAUAUUGAGAAAGUUGUUGCAAUAUAUGAUUACACAAAAGACAAGGAUGAUGAGCUGUCGUUUAUGGAGGGUGCAAUCAUUUACGUCAUAAAGAAGAAUGACGACGGCUGGUAUGAAGGAGUCUGCAAUCGAGUGACUGGUCUCUUCCCUGGGAACUAUGUUGAAUCAAUCAUGCACUAUACUGAUUAAAUUUUUGGCUUUUAAAGUAGAUUCUCAUUACUCAGUCAUACUGUGGGGCUAUUAUGGUUAACAGAAUUGUCUUAAUGUUUUAAAAUGUGCCCAUAUUUUCAGGACAUGCUCUUUUAUCUGUAUAAUUGAAUGUCUACCCAUAAGCAUAAAUCUUGGAGGCAGUUUGUAUAUUGCCUAAAAGCAUUUUAUACAAGAAGCUGUCCAUAACCGAUUGUGCUUAUGCAUUUACUUAUGCAUUGUUAACUUUUUGACCAGCCUAAAUAUUCUGGGGAAGUGGGUUAUAAUAUAUGAAUCAUGAUUCAGAUUGUACCAUUACAUCUUUCAGUGCAGCAUGGUUACUAACACUGUUAAACUAAUCUUGAAAGCAGAAAAUUUAAAUGCUGGUGCUGGUCAGACUUUUGUUAGAUUCUCUCACUCUUGAACUAUACUAUUUGUUUAAAGCAUGCAUACAAAUUUAUGUAUUGAAAUAUACUUUCAAAAAUAUCCAAGAUGCUUCCAAUUUGUUUGAUGUUUACCUGGAGCACUCAUACUUUGCAGUCUCUCACAAAAAACAAAUAAAAUAAUUGAGUCUCCAAGGUCUUCACGUGAAACAAAACAAACACAAGGGUGAUCUGUAACAUUGUAAUUUGUACGUAAGUUUUUUAAUGAGUGAAUUUGCAUUAUGAAUUUUUUUCAUUCAUAAAUACAUAAGUGAACCAAAGGUUUUUGUCCUUUCCUUUGUUGGUUUGCUUUUAAAAUAAAUAAAUAAAUAAGUAAAUAAAUGAAUAAAAGAUGAUUUAUCGGAGAAUUAUGGUUCUAUUUUCUUAGUGUAUUGACUUUGAAAGAAAUUCAGUCUUAAUCUCCAUCUGUUCAAACUGCAAGGUGAUUGAUGAUUGCAGAUUUAAAAUCUGAAAUGGUCAUGUACAAGUCAAUUUACUGAAUUUAAAUUUCUCAGAGUGAAGAAAAUAUGUCAUAAAGUGCACAUUUCAUCCUGUAGGUAAAAUUCUUUGGGACUACAUGGUCACUCCGUCAGUUUUACAGCCAACUGUUAUAGAUUGGUUCCGUGAAAGGAAACGAUGUGUCUUUUACAUACUCCUUUUGUAAACGUGGAUGCAAUUUACUUUUGAGUAGGCACUGUUAGCUGGCAGAGCAACCUAAAAAGAUUUCAAAGAUAAAAUAGUUGGGACACAGGGUGAGCCAUUGAUCAGGGAACAGGGACACAGCUAGCCAGCAGAUGCUUUUGUCUUGGUUGGCAUGAUUUGAAGCCAACACAUGCUCUUUGUGUGUUUCUAAUGUAUGGGAGGGCUCGAGGGAUAGUUUCUCUUGUGCAGAAGUCUACAUUGCUUGGGGUAUUAAGAGUACUCAAGUGUGGGUUUCUGUGUAUUGAAGACUUACUUGGGUUUCAAACUAUAGUUAUGUAUACUGGGCAGCACAGACUUCUAACAGCACAGUGAACAGUAAGAGGAGGGGGAAACACUUAAUUCUGAAAAUUAAAGACCAUUACUGCUACUAAAAAUCAAGGUGACUGUUUCAUAUUUAAACAUUAGUGAUUACUUAAUUACUUUUUUGGCUUUUUGUUUUGAGUGUAAUGUUCUCUUAAUGUGUAUAUAACCUGUUGUCAAAAUUUUAUGUAUAGUCUUUUAUAAUAAACCAUUCUCCUCUAUGAAUUAUGUUGGAUGCUGUCAGAAUUAACUGAUAUGGCCUUAAUGUAGACCUUCACUGCCACGCUCCCUUUACCUUCACAGUAAAGGUGAAAUAUGACAAACCAUUUGGAAUUUUUAA